Molecule: messenger RNA, 1789 nt
Organism: Tripterygium wilfordii
Lineage: Eukaryota; Viridiplantae; Streptophyta; Magnoliopsida; Celastrales; Celastraceae
Product: multiple organellar RNA editing factor 8, chloroplastic/mitochondrial-like
Exons: 4
Coding region: 89-1459 (456 amino acids)
Biological process (GO): mitochondrial mRNA modification; cytidine to uridine editing
Cellular component (GO): mitochondrion
Source: RefSeq, a predicted model, not a curated record
CCACUUAAGCCUUAGCAGCACACACUCGCACUCGCUAUAUCUAUCCUCAACUAGGGUUUCUCCGAAGUAACCAGACUCCAUUGACGCCAUGGCAACUCAAUACCUCUCUCGGUCUCUCCUCUCCAAGCCUUCCAAAACCCUAAACUCUAUUUUCUCUCGAUCCUUCUCUUCCGUCACAACCACCACUGCGAACUCUGUUGUGUCUCGCCCUUCCCUGUCUCUUCUACACCGCCUUCGCCCCCUGGCGUCUCUGCCCUCCUUUUCCUUCUCCAAUUCGCGACCUUUUGCAACCAGGACCACUAACUCUUCGCUGAACGACCCAAGCCCUAACUGGUCUAAUCGCCCACCCAAGGAGACGAUUCUGCUCGAUGGAUGCGAUUUUGAGCACUGGCUUGUGGUCAUGGAAAAGCCGGAAGGAGACCCAACUAGGGACGAGAUCAUCGAUAGCUAUAUUAAAACCCUAGCUGAGAUUGUUGGCAGUGAGGAAGAAGCAAGGAUGAAAAUUUACUCUGUUUCAACUAGAUGCUACUUUGCUUUUGGAGCACUUGUGUCUGAAGAGCUUUCUGAAAAGCUCAAAGGAUUACCAAAGGUUCGUUGGGUUCUUCCAGAUUCCUACCUGGAUGUUAAGAACAAAGAUUAUGGAGGGGAACCUUUCAUCGAUGGGAAGGCUGUUCCAUAUGACCCUAAGUAUCAUGAGGAGUGGAUAAGGAACAAUUCGCGAGCAAAUGAGAGGAACAGGCGCAAUGACAGACCUCGUAAUUUUGAUAGAUCAAGAAACUUUGAGAGGAGGCGGGAAAACAUGCAAAACCGAGAUUUCCAACACAGUGGUGGUGCUCCCACACCUAAUCAGGGUGGCAUGCCUAACAACCCUCCUAUGUCUAAUCACGGCAUGCAGAACCCUCCACCCAACAUAGGUGGCAUGCCUAACAACCCUCCGAUGCCUAAUCAGGGUAUGCAGUACUCUCCACCCAACAUAGGUGGCAUGCCUAACAGAGGAAUGCCACCAUCUAACAACAGCAUGAGUGGAGUGCCGCCGCCGCCACCACCACCACCUAACAUGAAUGGGAUGCCCCAGAACAAUAUAGGAGGUAUGCCACAAAACAAUUAUGGAGGAGGGCAGCCCAACAUGAGAGGUAUGCCGCAGAACAAUUAUGGAGUCCCACCGAACACGAGAGGAAUGCCACCAAACAAUAACAUGGGAGGAAUGCCGCCGAACAAUAACAUGGGAGCAAUGCCGCCGAACAGUAACAUUGGAGGAAUGCCGCCAAACAAUAACAUGGGAGGAGGAAUGCCGCCAAACAAUAACAUGGGAGGAGGAAUGCCGCCAAAUGCGGGGUGGUCUGGGAAUGUGCCUGGACAUGCUCAAAACUACCAAUAUGGCCCCAACAGUGGAGGCAUGCCUUAUCAAGGUUCAGCGCCAAAUGCAAGCUACCAAAACUACACUCCUAACAGGGAUUAAGAAGGCAUUGCCUAGUUGGAAGCCUAAUCCAGCUUCAAAAUUCCGAAGAAGUGAGUAAUAUGGCAAUGCUGUAUAUAAGCGAGGAUGACAUCAGAUUGUCUGGGAUGUGUGGUAUUAAUGUUUAAACUGUCUGGUUAGGUUGCAAUGUUCAUCUACGUUAUUUGCAUAGCACCCUGAGACUUGGUGUUGUUUUUAUUUAGUUAAAUUUGUUUACUUCAUCAAUAGAAUUUUGAAUGUGUCACCCAUUGUUGAUGAGAAUGCUUAGGUUCUGUCGGAAGAUGUCAAAGACCAAAUAAUUAUAAUUACUUUUUUGAGUCAGCUUUCGGUGCC